GAUGUGAUGAUUGUUGUUUUUGUUUGAUUUCCAUUUUGUCUUAGGAUAAUUUAAUUAUUUUCUUUGUUUCUUUUUUAAUUGUUACUAAUUAAUUGAUUGGUUUGUGUUCCAUUGUGUUGGUUAACUCUUGUUACUAAUUAAAUUGUGAUUAUUUUGUUGAAAAUUCCAACAUGAAGAUUUUUAUUUUUCUCUUCUCAGUAAUUCUGUUUACAAAUGUUUAUUUCACCAGUGUUUCUUGUGAACUUGUUAGAUUUAAUGUUGUCAAUAGUGCUAAUGUUACCUGUUUGAUGGUCGAGUUUGAUGGUAAAGUAAACCACUCAAUCGCCAAUGUUUCUGAAGAUAUUGCUGGUACCGUUGACACAAGUCGUUCUUCAUGUAGUGAUACUAUGAAUGUAUUAACUAUCGAUGGAAACCUUUAUACAAUGCGAUUAACAUUCACCAAAGUAAAUUCGAGUAUUGUAUUUUCUGAUGUGUCUUUUAACGUAGAGCGACCAGUAACAGCUUACACGCUCGAUAAGGAUAUGUUUACUGUCCCUGAAGGAAAAUCAUUCAAAUGUGAUUCAGGAAUUACCGAGUAUUUGACAAAUCAAUCUGGGGGAACUGUUAAAAUGGAACUCAAAGAGAUGAGAAUUAACGCUUUCAGAACUGCAGAUGAUGGUACAGAAUAUGAACCAGAUUCAGUUUGUGCUGCUGACGGCGGGAGCAAGACAGUUCCAAUGAUUAUCGCUUUUGUCCUUGCUGGUAUGGUUGUCAUCAUGUUAGUGGGUUAUAUUAUCCUUCGUAAAAAAGAAGACAAAUCAACUUACCAGACAGUAUAAAGAGAAAACAACAAUUUAGUUUAUUAAUUACACUAAUGAAAAAGAAAAUCAACAGAAAAAGAUAUCACUCAUCUUCCUAUCAUCUUUCCAAUAUUCACCAAGUAAUUCAUACUCUCCAUUUUUCUCCCUCUUUGUGUAUCCCUGAAUGUUUUUCAUGGUGACAUUUGAACAGAAUUCAAAUCUAUCUUAAUUUCCUGUUCCCUUAAUUUUCCCUCUGCUACGAUAAUUAACCAUUUUCAAUCUAAAUUUUCACCUACCUUAAUAUUCAAUAAACCCCAAUUUACUGUUAA
Messenger RNA from Panonychus citri (citrus red mite), 1108 nucleotides. RefSeq lists its product as uncharacterized. NCBI's taxonomy places the organism in Eukaryota, Metazoa, Arthropoda, Arachnida, Trombidiformes, Tetranychidae. The coding region runs from base 171 to 818 and encodes 215 amino acids. The transcript has 4 exons. The record is from RefSeq and is a predicted model, not a curated record. Gene Ontology annotation, cellular component: membrane.